AUGGCAGAAAAAUCAGAGAAAACGGUGUUGCAAAAACUAAUGGCUGUCAACUCAAAGCCAACAGCAGAAACCUUCCCAGAAUUGCCUGAUGCGCUUGUCUGGCUUCGCGCUGGUCUGGCUGUUGCGUAUGCUUGCUGGCUUGGAAUGAGUACGAUGGCGACGGAAGGAGCUGGACUGUUGAUGGGUAUCAACUUGAUUACCUUUGUCCCCUUCAUUUUCUGCAGUACAUACCUGGGAGCAAAUACUGAUUCAUUCGGAAACCAAAUUCUUACGGCGGGGACUUUCAAUGCGCUGGCUCUAUUAUUAUUGAUUUGGAUUUGGUUUUUCACAGCCAAUCACGAAAGCGAAGAAAAUGCGAUCAUAGCUGCACUGAAGGCGACAGCGCCCAUCGUUGCUGAAGAAAUAUUUGAACCAGAGGCUGCAAGUGAAGCCCAAGUAGAAUUUUAG
Molecule: messenger RNA, 447 nt
Organism: Cylindrotheca closterium
Lineage: Eukaryota; Bacillariophyta; Bacillariophyceae; Bacillariales; Bacillariaceae
Source: the annotation of a GenBank genome assembly